CUUUCAUACAUAUCCCUGAAAGCUUAUUGGUCAAUUUUUUUCUGCUGCCACAAUUCACAAUACUGCACACACGUGACCAUCCUGUGUUUAGUCAGUGUAACGCUUGCACUUAAAAGACAAGCAUUUGACAUUUGCUAACUACAUAAGCACUCUUUACACACUUUUAAUGUAAUCUUGACAAAACCGCUGCUCGCAGCUUCGUAUAGCUGAAAGUGGACCAUGGCGGCUGCCAUGAGCAGCAACACAUCCACAACCACGCUUCAGAUCAAGUAUUCCAGUAUCGAGCAUACGCGGAAACGCAUAGACCCUCGGAGGAGACAAGCCGCGCUCUCUUUUCUCAGUAACAUUUCUUUGGAUGGUCGACCCGUGCAAGAUGAAGCCGACGAUCAGAUCGAAGAGGAUAAUUCAAUUGAGGCCAGGACUAGACAGAGCCUGGUUUCCACAGCAGAGCGCCCGCUGUACGCGGCUGGCAGUGGCGCUGCGGUAGCAACCCCCACCGCCGCCCAGGCGCUCGCUAUUGCAAACCAGGCUCUGAUUGCUAACACCCGAGCCAGUUUUGGGAUUGGUCCCGCCGCUGCAGCUCCAGCAUGUACAGAUCCGGAAGGGGAUGCUUUCGGCCCUUCGAUUUUCAGUUCGCCCUUCUCUGUAGUACCAGCCGCGACUAGAAGCAGGCUUCAGACCUUCACUCAGGGAGUCGUGCCUGCUGCCUACUCCAGGCAGGCUUCCCAGGUCUGCUGUCUCGAGGGAGGACCGAUCGCCAUAUCGGGACUGGAACUGCAGAGAUCAAGACGGAGGCUCAUCUCUCAGCGUUCCUCCUUGGAGACACUGGAAGACAUUGAGGAGAACGCCCCUCUACGCAGAUGCAGAACCCUCUCAGGUUCACCUCGACCAAAGAGCUUCAAGAAGGUUCACUUCAUCAAGAACAUGAGGCAACACGAUAUGCGCAAUGGAAGGAUAGUCCUAAUCAGUGGCAGAAGAUCCCUUUAUAGUGUAUUUUCUGUCCUGCCCUAUCGAGAUUGUAGCCAAGCAGGGGAUGUGAAACUGGAAAGCGGGCGGCAGCGGCACCCCUCGGGCGGGGUCAGUGCCAAGGAGAUGGUGAUCGGGCUGGAGGGAGUGGAGCUGGGGGCCGACGGAAAGACUGUGUCGUACACCCAGUUCCUAUACCCCACCAACGCCCUGGGCAGCAGUCGCAGGAACACCAUAGACUCCGUGUCAUCCUUCACUCAGUCUCGUAACGUCAGCCACCGCAGUCUCAGCCUGGGCCGGGCCAACAGCAACCAGAGCAGCAUCGACACGGGGAAUGAUCUGGGGGACUUGAUCCGGGAGUACGACCCUAACCUGUUGGACGAUCCCCAGUGGCCGUGUGGGAAGCACAAGAGAGUCCUCAUCUUCCCCUCCUACAUGACUACGGUCAUAGAGUACGUCAAGCCUUCUGACCUCAAGAAGGACAUGAACGAGACGUUCAAGGAGAAGUUCCCCCACAUACGGCUGACCCUCAGCAAAGUCAGGAGUCUGAAGAGAGAGAUCCGUAAGUUGGCCCAGGAGGAGUGUGGCUAUGAGGAACCCACCGUAGCCAUGGCCUUCGUCUACUUCGAGAAGCUGGUCCUCCAGGGGAAACUCAACAAGCAGAACCGCAAACUCUGUGCCGGCGCCUGCGUCCUGCUCGCCGCCAAGAUUGGCGGAGACCUCAAGAAGCAUGAGGUCAAGCAUCUCAUAGAUAAACUGGAGGAGAGGUUUCGUGUGAACCGGAGGGAGCUGAUAGCCUUUGAGUUCCCUGUGUUGGUGGCCCUGGAGUUCAACCUGCACCUGCCUGAGAACGAGGUCAUGCCACACUACAGACGCCUCGUCCAGACCUCCUAGCAUUAGUGACCCAUCAGGAGGAGCACCCACACCCAGCCCUCCUGAUCCAGGACCAGGAGACCCACCCUACUGGACCACCCCACCUUACCGAGUACCAAGACCAGCUGGUCUCCCUGCAGCCUGGAGAUCCAUCAUGGACCAUAGUGUUGGAGAUCCUCUACACGCUACUGCAGGCCACAUUCAUAUGUACAUUUUCAGAUCGACACUUGAAAGCAGCCAAAGUUACCCGUAUUCUUACUUCAACAUUCUUCUCAGACUUUUACUUAUCUUUCUUUAACACUAUUUACACCUUCAAAAGAUUUGGUAGCUGAAAGUUGUCCAUAACAAUUCAUUUUUUUUGUAAUCCUUGCUUGGCAUGUUUUGGUUGCCUUAUGAUUGUCAUGAAGAAUGAAGCAAACCUGUCGCGUGGCCGAUUUUGACAGGACUGUUAUCUCUGUGCUUUUUGAAAAACGUUUUCCAGUCUCUCCUCACUAGAAGUGCACUUUUUGAAUAUUGUAGACAUGGAUACAGGCCAUUUUCGGAGACUCUUGACUGGGUGAGGGGUUGUGAAACAAACUAAUUCUGAUCAAUUGUUGACUCAAACCCCGUAAGGGAAGUUGAUCUAAAUGGCUUUCAAUAUAUUUUCUAAUCCAUUUCCUUUUUCUGUUUACUAGCCACCAAUCCCACUAUCCGCAUGACAAUUUCUCGACGCAACCUUUUCGAUUGCAAAAUACUUACAGAUUUAAUAGAAUUUUAUACUGUACAUUAUUCAGUACAUUUAAGUACUCUUCUUGUUUUCUACCUGUUGAGUGCUUGCUUUGGACAUUAUGUGAAUGGGCCCACUUAUCAUUCAAUGUGUAAUCUCCUGUGCUCUACAUUAGAGUGUAUUAUUGGCACGUUUCUAGUGCUUUACUGGAGUGGGUGGAAAGGUAUCGGAAGUAGGGCAUGAUGUUGCCAAUGCUACAGCUCUGAUAUUGAAACUGAACUUGAAUUAGCGUCAUAAUCACAAUAUCUGUCAUGACUUGACUAAGUGUUUGAUAUGGCAGGUGAUCAAUUUGUCAUGGUCACAAUAUGAUUGUGCCAUCUUUUAUGACGAGUGGUUCCAGUUCGAAGGUCACCGUUGUUAGUUUCCCAGUCAGUAUUAAAUAGAAUGUUGUUGCCCUGCCCGCCUGUAGGGAAAAUAACCUUGGCUCACAGCAAAAAACUUCACCUUUUUUCAAACACAAUUUUCUUGUUGUCUGCUUGUUUUUAUCAAUUACAAAGUGACAGUUAAGAAAAAUAAAACAUGUCUAAGGAUGACUUUUCAACAUUUGCCUGCUCUCAAGCAUUCUCACUACUUAGAAAAUCGUAAUAUUGUAGGGCUUCCCUCAUGCCCCUUUUCAUGAAGGCGCUAACGUUAGCCACGUGAGUGCUAGCUAGCUACCAACCAGAACAUUAAACUAGCCAAGACCAACAACACAAACAAACUGACUAUAAAGCUACAAGUAGCGAUUGGAGUUACACACGGACUAUACCUGUGAUUAAAUGUUUUCCAAACAAAUAGCUAUGUGCAGCCUACUUGGACACUGGGUCCCCACAAUUUCCGGGAUUUACCUGGUUACAUGUACAUAAGCAUGUACAGCGCAUUCGGAAAGUAUUCAGACUCCUUGACUUUUUCCACAUUUUCUUAUGUUACAGCCUUAUUAUAAAACUGAUCCUCAUCAAUGUACACACAAUACCCCAUAAUGACAAAGCAAAAACAGUAUUUUUUUUGAAAUGUUGGCAAAUCUUUUUUUUUUUUUUUAAAUGGAUCACAUUUAUGUAAGUAUUCAGACGCAUUACUCAGUACUUUGUUGAAGCACCUUUGGCAGCGAUUUCAGCCUCAAGUCUUCUUGAGUAUGACGCUACAAGCUUGGCACACCUGUAUUUGGGGAGUUUCUCCCAUUCUCCUCUGCAGAUCCUCUCAAGCGCUGUCAGGUUGGAUGGGGAGCGUCGCUGCACAGCUAUUUUCAGGUAUGUCCAGAGAUGUUCGAUCGGGUUCAAGUCCGGGCUCUGGCUGGGCCACGCAAUGACAUUGAGACUUGUCCUGAAGCCACUCCUGCGUUGUCUUGUGUGUAGAUUGAGGAUUAAAAAAAAAAGUAAUCCAUUUUAGAAUAAGGUUGUAACAUAACAAAAUGUGGUAAAGUCUAGGGGUCUGAAUACUUUCCGAAUCCACUGUACAUAAGAAUUUCGCUACACCCGUGAUAACAUCUGCAAAUAUGUGUUCGUGACCAAUAAAAUUUGAUCGAACAACACAGCAGCUUUCCGGCACGUUUGUUAUUUCUUCAUAACAAAAAAAUCUACGACGAAGUUGUGUCUUUUACAAUGGGGGUCAAUGGGAAAGAAUGUUUUUCUCCAAUUUGUGGGCGUGGUCGAGGGGAAUUCCUUCAUAUGACAUGAAUAAUGACUCAGAAUAUGCUAAUGAUAUUUGUGACAUCACAGCAGUGUUACCAAGAGUUUCUCUUGAAAAACAGGAAAGUGUUGUUUAUUUUAUGAUUUAUGAUUUUAAUCAGAUUGUAGUCAUACAGAAAAGAUGGAUAGUGCUGAAAUCAGGGUGAAAUACUAUUGUUAGAUGUUUUGAUUUCUAAGCCCAAAGAAUUUGUUGUAGGAUACACACUUACGGUUUGGUAGAAAGCUCAUGGUCAACAACACCAAAAUACAUAUGUGUAUGUUUGUAAAUAUACUGCCUUGCUUGUUCAAUAAAAACAAGAUUCCUGAAAUGUGA
Molecule: messenger RNA, 4582 nt
Organism: Salmo salar (Atlantic salmon)
Lineage: Eukaryota; Metazoa; Chordata; Actinopteri; Salmoniformes; Salmonidae
Product: CDK5 and ABL1 enzyme substrate 1
Biological process (GO): regulation of cell cycle; nervous system development
Cellular component (GO): cytosol
Source: RefSeq, a predicted model, not a curated record